GAUUUGUUUUGCUUCGGGGGCUCGGUGUGGUGACAGCAGCUGCGGGUUGGAGUCUCGGAGACAGAGCGUGUCGCUAGGAUGAACGCUCCUCCGGCCUUCGAGUCGUUCUUGCUCUUCGAGGGCGAGAAGAAAAUCACCAUUAACAAGGACACUAAGGUGUCCAAUGCUUGCUUGUUCGCCAUCAACAAAGAAGACCACACUCUGGGGAACAUCAUCAAAUCACAGUUGCUGAAGGACCCACAGGUGCUGUUUGCCGGCUACAAAGUCCCUCACCCCUUGGAGCACAAGAUCAUCAUUCGUGUGCAGACCACCCCAGACUACAGUCCCCAGGAGGCCUUCACCAACGCCAUCACAGACCUCAUCAGUGAGCUCUCCCUUCUGGAGGAACGAUUCCGGGUGGCCAUCAAGGACAAGCAAGAAGGAAUUGAGUAGCGGCUAAAAGGCUAAAAGGAGCAUUGCUGAGUACUGGCUGUGAGG
Myodes glareolus (Bank vole) is the source of this 477-nucleotide messenger RNA. NCBI's taxonomy places the organism in Eukaryota, Metazoa, Chordata, Mammalia, Rodentia, Cricetidae. The record is from RefSeq and is a predicted model, not a curated record.